Cutaneotrichosporon cavernicola is the source of this 735-nucleotide messenger RNA. RefSeq lists its product as uncharacterized. The transcript has a single exon. The coding region runs from base 1 to 735 and encodes 244 amino acids. The record is from RefSeq and is a predicted model, not a curated record. Lineage: Eukaryota; Fungi; Basidiomycota; Tremellomycetes; Trichosporonales; Trichosporonaceae. Gene Ontology annotation, molecular function: alkylmercury lyase activity.
AUGCCCUCAGCCGACGACAUCGAGACCGUCCGCGUCGCCAUCUACCAUGGCUUCGUAACGACAGGCUGCGCGCCUACUAUCGUCGAAGUCGCAGCCUCGACCGGCCUUGGAGCCUCGACUGUCCGUGGCGCGUUCGCAGCCCUGCACGCGUCGCGCGACAUUGUUCUCUCCCCUUCAUCUCUCGAAGCAUACACCUCCGACUCGGCAGUCGCCGACACAGGUCCCGGAGCGGUAGUCAUGGCGCACCCCUUCGCCUCUGUCCCCCUCGGCUUCAGCGUGAUGGGCCGCUCCGUCCUCUGGUGGGGCGGAUGCUGCUGGGACUCAUUCGCCCUUCCCCACCUCCUGCCCGAACAGGCGCCUGUACUCGUCGCGACGCGCUGUCCUGGCUGCUUGCGCCCGAUAGCGAUGGAUGUCGACGACAAAAAACCGCCAUCGCCCGGAGAUGCAGCCAUCGCACACUUCCUCGUGCCGAUGGCGCAUGCAUGGGACGACGUGGUGCAUACAUGCGGGCACCAGAACCUGUUCUGUUCAGAGGUCUGUCUCGAUGGCUGGCUUGAGAGGGAGGGAAAGAGCAAGGGGUACGUAAUGAGCACCGAUACGCUGUGGCACUUCGCAAAGGACUGGUACAAGGGUCGUCUGGAACGGGGAUACAAGCGCCGCGAGCCCGCGCAGGCCAAGUCGUACUUCCGGAGCGUGGGGUUGAGGGGCUCAUUCUGGGGCCUCGAGGACGAGUAG